This is a messenger RNA of Seriola aureovittata, 2653 nucleotides long. Its product is annotated as spidroin-1. The record is from RefSeq and is a predicted model, not a curated record. The transcript has 25 exons. NCBI's taxonomy places the organism in Eukaryota, Metazoa, Chordata, Actinopteri, Carangiformes, Carangidae. Bases 51 to 2288 code for a protein of 745 amino acids.
CAGCUGGUCUCUCUGUGCUGCUCCGUUCUUCAGACCCGGUCUCCACCAUCAUGCUGGCUCGAACUCUUCUCCAGACCUCCCUGGUUCUCUGGCUGGCUCAGCAAACUCUGCAAGGCGGGGUUAAACCUCAGAGUGUAUCCUGGGGGAGAGUGCUGCCAGCCAGAGGUGUUGGCGUUGGAGUAAAACCUGGGGUUGCAGGCGCGCUUGGAGCACUGGGAAACAGAUAUGGCAGCAAAGCAAUGAAGACUGGAAAUGGCCGUUAUCCAGGGGCUCAGCUUGGUGUUGGGGGUUACAGAUCUCUUGGAUUAGGAGGUAGAGCCGGCCUGAAGCAAGGUGCAUAUGGAGCCCAGGGACCCUAUGGUGCCAGUCUGGGCACAGGAAUGCCACUGGGGACUGGACUUACAAAUGGAAUGGGACUGGGCUUAGGCCAAGCAGGGAAACAUGCUUAUGGUGCCGGCCUUGGCACUCAGCCAGGAUACGGGGCUUUACCUGGCAAUGGUUACCCUGGAGCCCGAUCAGGACCUGGACUUUGGUAUCCCACUGGGCAGAGGGCUGAGCAACAGAUACCCGGUGUGUCUGCAGCAGAUUUGGGUGGACCUGAGCUGGCCGGUCUGGGCCAAGCUGUUCAAGAUCUGAAGAGAGAAAAGAGCAGAGCACUAGCGCCCUUGUAUGGAAAACAUGACAGAACUCUAGGACCUGAAAUACCAGUUGGACGAGGCAGCGUUCUUGGUCCUGCUGAACCUGAAUUACAGGCAGGACGAGAGGCCAAAGGCCUCGGUCCAGUAAUUAAGUCAUCAAGUCUCGGAUCUACAAUGCCUCUUGAUAAACCGAGUAAAACUCUUGGCCUGGCUGUUUCACAAGCACGGGGAGGAGAAAGUUAUGAGCCUAUGGUUUUGAAAAGAAAGAGCACCACAGGCCGUGGAGCCACACUGGCAGCUGGAGGAGUAAGACAGCAGCUGCCUCUUAAAAAAGACAUCGGAAGCCUGAGCUCUGCUUCCUCUCGGGUACAGAGUGCCAAAGACUAUGAUUCAUCUAUUCACCAAAAUCGGCGAGCUAAAAACUGUGGAUCCACCAGUGAUUUGGAAAUCAAUCAGCAUGAGCUUUUGGGAUCAGAAACACAGAGUCAGAGUUUAGUGCCUCGACCUCAUCUUGGUAAAGACGGCAGACAUCUUGGACAUGAGACUCCACAAGCACAAACAGAGAAAACCUAUCCACUGCCUCUUACACAAACUCAAGAUCUCGGAGGCAAUAUAGUCUCUCUUCCAACGGGUCAGGGAACCAGAAACUAUUUAUCUGCUGCAGCAGACAGGCAGGGUGUCAGAGACCUUGGGCUUGUGACUAAAGACACAAAUGGGUUUAGAAUCCGUGGGACUGUUGCUGUAGAAAACCGUAGUCAUGGUUCUCUAAAUCUUCAAGUACAAGGAAGGGGGAGCCAUGGACCGGUAAUCCCACAUGCAAGUGGAACCCAAAGUUUAGGUAUCGCCUCAGUAGAGGGGCAGGAAGCUAAAAGCUUUACUGCUGGUACUCAGGAAAGAAAGGGGAUUUAUCAUGAUGCCAAAGAGCCAAAAGCUCUCACUGUCCCAAGGCAGACUGAGAGGAGUAACCGGGCAACACGUUAUCUUGGUGGAGCAGGAAACCAUCUGGGAGCAGGCCUGGGCCCUGGAGGCUAUGGAGCAGGUUUGGGACAGGGAGCGUACCUGGGCGGUGCAGCUGGCAAACUUAGAGCUGCAGCUGCACUCGGACAGGGUGGGUAUCCUCAAGGUGUUGCAGGGAAGUCAAAUGGCCACGGUGAGGGAGCGACAGGAUACUUGGGAGCUGGAGCAGGCAACGGCUACGGGUACGGGAAUGGUUACAGCGAUGGUUACGGAGCCGGGCUUGGUUACCCUGCAGAGUUAGCUGAUGGUGCUGAGAACAAAGCAGGAAAGAGUCAAGCCCUCGGUGCAGGAGGCUACGCCGGACAGGUUCAAGGGGCAUAUGGAGCCCUUGGUGCAGGACUGGAAUCAACUGGUGGCAAAUAUGGAGGAGGAGCUGCUCAGGUUCCUUACGGUAAUGCUCCAGGGAUUCCUGCCGUACUGGAAGGUGAUGGGGGCUACCCAUACGCUGCUCAACAGCUUGGCCUCGGUGCUGAAGGCGCCAAAACCUCCAACAAAUAUGGAGCUGGGGCAGGAUAUGGAGCUCAGCAAACAGGUUAUGGUGCUCAGCUGGGAGCGUCUCAAGAUGCCUUGGGAGAGCAGGCCGGCAAAUUUGGUGGAGUGAAUGGUGCCCUGGGAAAUGGGUACAAAGGCUAAUUCAAAUGACCUGAACUUCUUCAAGUGGAUCAUUUUCCAAAAUGUGUUCACUGUAAUGUGUUCUUUUUGUGUAUGUGUGUUUCGCUCCAUUUUGUCCUGUUGUGUUGUCUAUUUUGUCUUUUGUUUUAUUUUUCUUACCCCACCCCACCCCAUUGUCUUCCUCUGUAAGUGGACAUUUGUUCCCCAUGUCGGGUGGUCUCAUUGGUCCAAACUCUGCAGCGUCCUUCCUGUCUUAUUCUGUUGAUAUUGAAAAAUUGAUGGCAAACAUAAACAUGAUGAUAAGUGCAAGAAAAUUGUGCCUGUGUUUUUACGAAUUAAUUAUUUACUGUUUUAAUCCAAUAAAUUAUACGUCAAGUGAUGCUGAA